CGCCACAUCGCCCUCCCGCCGGCGCUGCUGACGUGUCUGCUCCCUCCCUGCCGCCGGCCACCGCCAACAUGGCCGCAGCGCCGCCGCCGGACCCCCGGCUGCUCCUCGCCCUGCUGCUGCUGCCGCCCCUGCUGCCGCUGCCCGCGCCGCCGCCGCCGCUCUGCGCCGCCGCCGGGCCCGAGCUGGGCCGCCGCUUCGCCGAGCGCAAGCGCUGCGCCGACCCCGAGUGCAGCAUGUUAAUGUGCCGAGGGAAGGCAAUGAAGGAUUUUAAAGGUCCCGACUGCCGCUUUGUAAAUUUUAAGAAAGGAGAAGCAGUGUAUGUAUAUUACAAACUAAUAGGAAAAUCAACUGAGCUUUGGGCUGGAAGUGUUGGAAGUGAUUUUGGAUAUUUUCCAAAGGAUUUACUUGAAGUAAAUCAUAAUUAUACCAAUGAGGAGCUAGAGUUACCAACAGAUGAAACAGACUUUGUUUGCUUUGAUGGUGGAAGGGACGAUUUUGAUAAUUAUAAUGUGGAUGAACUUUUGAAGUCAUCGAAAGAGACAAUAGCAAAUGAGAGGGAAACUGAAUCAAGUGAUCCAAGGACAAAACCAGCUGAAGGAACGGAAAGGGAGGAGGAGGUUGAAAAGGUUCAUACAGUACAGUCCCUUGAUGCUUUGGAGGCAGACAAUGUUGAACUAAGCACAGAGAAAGACGAGGAAGCCCUCACCAUGACAGAGGAAUUAGAUAGUUUUCUUAUAGAAGGAAGUGAAGGUACUAAGGUAGACUCCAGUGACAGUAGUCAUGAAGAAAACUCUCAGGGAGAUCAAACUGCACAUGAGCACUUGCAAGGAACGCUAAAUGACAGACUAAAAGGGCUAGAAAGUGAAAAUACCAAAAACACUAGUAUUGCUCAGGGCGAAACCAGUCAACUUGACAAAGAGAGCGAAGAAGUCGAUGCCUAUACACUUUUAGACAGAGAGCUCUCUGUAAACUUGAAAACAAAAUUUGGCUCAACUGCUGAUGCUGUUGUAUCAGAUGAUGAAGUGACUCGCCUUGUUACAUCAUUGGAAGAUGAUUUUAAUGAAGAUUUGAGCAUUAAUGCUCACGAUUCAGAGAAGGAGUCAGACUUCGCAGAUCCGUCUGAAGAAGUCCCUUUGCUGUCAUUUAUGGCGGAAGAAGGGAGUAUAUCCCUAGGGGAUUCAGAUGCUGAUGAAAACAAUGGCCUUGAGUCAAAAAAUCAUGAACUUGACGAAAAUGAAGGUGCUAUGGAGCUAAAUAACCAAAGAGAUGAUGAGGAAGAACGUGAUUCAGAUGCACUAAUUAAGGAUGCCUUCACUAAGAGCGAGAAGUCAGGUGACAGUAUAAAUGUGGACAGGUUUGAAUCUGAGCAAACAAAGAAGAAACAGGAUGAGGUGAUGCUAAUUAGCAAGAGAGAAGCACCAGCAGCUCAACUUGAGGAUCUCUCCAGAGAGCUCCUUCGACAUGAACCUAUAGGUGCAAGAGAUCCAGGUUCAGAAGAAAAAGCAAACAAAACUGAAGAGUUUGAAGAGCAGCUUAUGGCUGAUGAAAUGGCAUCACAUACUAACGAGCUGCAAAGUACAACUGUGCCUGAUCCUCAUGCUUUACCUAGUCCACGAGAUGGUCUGAAGACCAAAUCAUUUGUUGAAAGCAAGCAAGAUGCUUUAGGUCUACCUGCUGGUGAUGUGAACAAAAGUCCAGAAAGUGUGCCACUUGCUGAAAUAGAGAAAGAUGAGAAAAAGUUUGAGGAUGACACCUUGGAAGAGAUCUCAGAAAGUGAUUUAAAGCACAAAAAGUUAUGGGAGAAAAUGAAGGAGAAAGGAAGAGAUCAGUAUAAGUCUUCUGCUGAUGUUCCAGCCAAACCAGUGGAAGAGGUACAAAAUGGAUCUCAAAGUGACACAGGAGAUACUAAGCUUUUAAAAGACAAACCGGAGCAUGGAAUGCCUGCUGUGGAGAAGGAAAUUCUAAGACAUGAAGAAGAUUCAAAACAAAGAGGGGAGGCUGAUCAUGAAAAUCGAAAACUCACCUCUUUUAAAGAAGAACCUGAAAUAAAAGGGGGAAACGUGAAAGAAACCCCUGCAGGUGAGGGGGACCCAAGCCAUAGGGGAGCUGCUGAGCAACCUAUGCAAUGGGAAAAUGAAACUGAGUAUUCAGAGGCAGAUGUGAAAGAAGAGCUUUCAGGAAAUCUUGGCAAGAUGACAGAAUUUGAAAAAAGCAUUGAGAAAAGUUCCCCUGAAGAAAAAUCAAGAAGUACUACACAGAAUACUAAUAGAGCAAAUUUUACCCAGCAAGGAACUGCUCAUACUGAGGAUGAAGAUUCAAACAAAAAUCUUGGCACAAAUUUAGCUAGAGAAAAAAACCUAAGGCCAGAAUUGCAACCCAAAGAGACAGAUGCUGAAGAUGAAGCUGACUUGAAACAAAUGGAAGAAGAACUACUGGAAGAUGAGAAUGCUGCAAGUGCAAAGCUGUUGCAUGCAAGGGUUGCAAAUGUACAGGGUAAUACACUAGAUGUUGAAGGAAGAAACCCUGAAUUAAAAGUACCAAAUGAAGCUUUUUCAGGAACUGCAGAUCCUACUUAUGAAACAGGAGAGGAAACAAACUCGUUUUCUGAGGAGGCUGAAAAAAUAACAAACAUGCAAGAUGAACACGAGACUGGAAACAAAGAGUUUGAUGUACCAGCGAGUGAAGAUGCUAAACUGGAUGAGAUGGAACAUAUCGCAGAAGACGAUGAGGAGUCUUCUGAAGCUGAGGACCUAUUAGCCGUGGAAGAAUAUAAUUUCAAGUCUUCAGACAUGGAGGACAGCAAUGACUUUCACCAAAGGAAAGAUCAUCUCCCAGAGGACGUUUCACAGAGAGACUCAAAAGAGAUGCAAAAUAUAGAGGAUACAGGAAAUGACCACCAGCAGUCUGCACAUUUCCCCAGCCCUGCUGACAUUUCAGCAGCCACAAAUGACACUGUAACAGAAUACAGUGAGUCUGUGAAGCGGCUCACAAUAAUUAGAGAUUUCCUUGAUGAAAAGUGUGUAAUACGUCUACAAAAGUAUCUUGGGCUCCAACAUGUGGUUAGGAUAGAAGCUAUGUUUUAUGACAUGAAGGUGGAGAUGGAACUUGCUCGGAAGGCAAGCAAUAAUAAUGAAGAUAUAGAAAAAGCGCUGGACCAGAUACUUGAGUUUUCAGAAUCAAACAUUAUGGAUGUUGUAGGAAAAGUUCUGGAUUCCAGGGUAGCAGAAAAUAAAGAGGAGGUGGUGAAAGAGAUGGAUUUGUAUGAUGAAGAGAGUGCACUUAUGGAUGAUAUUCAAGAAUUAAUAUAUUCUUUAAGAAGUAAAUAUUCGUCUGCUAGUGAGAGUGUCCCACUGGCAUCUUUUAUCGAACAGGAAGAUGAUCAGCUGAAUGCUCAAGAUACUGCAAAAGAGGCUGAAUAUGACACAGACGCUGUUAGGAAUCCAGAUGCCAUUGAUGAGAGCUAUCAGAAAUUUCAGCAGCUUGAAGAUAAGAGGCCAGUUCAGCCUAUUGAAGAGGAGGAGGAGAGAAGUGUUAAUGUUCCACCUGAGCUUGAAGAAGCUAGCUUUUCGGAUAAUAGAGAAGCCAAAGAAGCGUACAAUAGUGAAAGAAGAUUGCCACUGGCUGAUACUUCCUUUGGGUCAACUGAUUCAGAAGAGAGUGCCAGCGAAGAUAUUGCUGCAGGAAUUCCUGUGAGAACCGCCGGAAACGCGGGGAAGCAGCGUGUCAGUCAGACCGCUGCCCCCCACGGCGACGGCGACGGCGGCGGCGCCUCAGGGGCAGCGCUGGGCGGGGCGGCGGCCGCUGCCCGCCGCCUGCUGCUGCAGUUGGUUGCUACCCUGCCUGAGGAUAUUCGUCCUGGGCCUGAUUUCCAUGGACUUCCAUGGGAGCCUGUUAUUACCACUGCCUUAGUGGGAAUUGCCACGCUCGCUAUAAUUUUCUGGAGAACCUGCCUUUCAGUAAAGAGUAGAAUCUAUCAAGUGACUGAAAAACAACUCGCAGAAAAGAUUAAAAACCUUCUACAAGAAAAAACAGAAAUCCUAGACAAGAUGUCAGAAUAUGAUCAAAAGAUAAAGCAAGCAAAGGAAUCAGUGAAAGCAGCCCAAGAACAAAAAAAUAUUCUCUCCGAUGAAACUGCAGGGCUUAAGGACACUGUCAAAGGGCUGGAAGAAGCAAAUCGUAAACUGGAUGACAAAAUAAAAAGUCUGCACUCAAUGCUUGAAACAGAGAGAAAACAGAAUGAGAAGAAACAGAAAAAAAUCUCUGAAAGCCAGAAGUCCUUGGAAAAACUUGAAGAGGCUAUCAGUGUGCAUUCUGCUGAGCUUUCAGAGGUGCAGAUAGCCCUUAACGAAGCUAAAUUAAAUGAAGAAAAGGUGAAGUCAGAGCUCCAGCAUGUGCAGGAGGAGAAUGCUAGGCUGAAAAAGAGCAAGGAACAACUGCUAAAAGAAGCUGAAGGUUGGAGUGAGAGACAUACUGAGCUUAGUGAGCAGAUUAAACUGUAUCAGAAGUCUCAGAAGGACAUAGAAGAAGCACUUGCCUAUAAGGAAAAUGAAAUUGAGGUUUUAACUAACUGCAUUAUGCAGCUGAAGCAGCUUGACAUAGAUCCAGCAUCUGAGGCCAAGAAGGAUGGUGAAGGGCAUGAAUGGAGCAGAGGGGACGAUCUGGCCAACGGAGAGUUGCCAGAUAAUGAGAAUGAAAAGAUGAAGACUCAGAUUAAGCAGAUGAUGGACGUCUCCAGGGUAAAAACUAUGUUAUCCAUAGUUGAAGAAGACAGAAAUCUUCUGCAGUCCAAACUGAGUGAUGAAGUAACAGCAAGACAUGAGCUGGAAGAGCAAAUAAAAAAAUUAGAACACGACUCCUGUUCGCUGCAGUCAGCCAAAGCUCGACUGGAAAAUGAAUGUAAAACACUACAGCAGAAAGUAGAGAUUCUCGGUGAACUUUACCAGCAGAAAGAAAUGGCGCUCCAGAAAAAACUAACUCAAGAAGAAUAUGAGCGCCAGGAGAAGGAGCAGAAAUUGUCUGCUGCAGACGAAAAAGCCGUGCUGGCCAUUGAGGAAGUGAAAGUUUACAAGCAAAGGAUUCAAGAUAUGGAAGAAGAAUUGCAAAAAACAGAGAGAUCAUACAAAAACCAGAUUGCCGCUCAUGAGAAAAAAGCACACGACAAUUGGCUUAUUGCCCGCUCUGCUGAGAGAGCUCUGGCUGAAGAAAAAAGAGAAGCAGCCAACCUGAGGCAAAAAUUAAUAGAAGUGAACCAAAAAAUUGUUAUGCUUCAAAGACCAUUAAUUGUGAAGCCAACUCCAGGCAGACCCGAUCGCCAAGUCCCACCACGACGAGGGCCCUUAAGCAGAGAUGGUUCUUUUGGCCCAUCACCUGUGAGUGGAGGAAAUCCGUCACCCACACAAAUGAUAGAAGUUCCUGGUCGGCCCCUUUCUGCUCCUCGAAGGGAAGGCUCAAGAGGUGAAUUUGGUACAGUGGUAGAUGGCCCCUCUGUUCCACGAAGGCCACCAGAGAUCCCUGGAAGGAUGUCCGUUCCUGAUCUUGGGCCUGCUGUAGCAUCCCUGAUCAGUAGUGGGCCAAGAACCUCCUCCCCUUCCACAGCAAUGGAUAGAGCGCAGCCCUCUCCCAAAGAGUCUGAAGCCCCCUGUGUAACUACUGAUUCACCUUCAUCUGUUGAACCACCUACAGCUAAUGUUAGUCCCAAAGGCCCACCUUCUUUCCCUGGGACACCCAUCAUGACCUCUCCAGUGAUGGGACCUCCACCCCCACCGCCUGUUCGUUAUGGACCGCCGCCAGCUCCUCUGCGUGGACACUUUGGGCCCCGGCCUCUUCCUGUGCCCCUAGUUCGUGGUGCUCCCUUACCACCUCCAGCUGCAAGAGAUUUCUUACCUGGCCCCCCAUUAGGAAUGAGAGAUCUGCCUCCUGGCCCGCUACCACCCCCUCCAGAUCCCAGAGCAUAUGGACGUGGGCACCCUUCUUUCCGACCUCUAGGUCCUCCUGGCCCGAGAGAUUAUCCUCAAGGCCCACGGCUACCCCCGCCUGGCUCAAGGGACUAUACACCUUCUCCUAGCAGAGACUUGCCUCCGUCAGGACCUAGAGACUACCCUGCAGGCCCUCCUCCACCACCAGCAGGCUCAAAGGACUACACACAGCCUCCAGCGCAGAAGCCCUAACUGCAGUGUCUGGUCAGCAGCUCAGUGGAAUGGACUCUAGCACACUUCCUGCGGUCAGGAUUUUAGGAAAUGGUUUUCUAUUUGAAGCCGUUUGUCUCAUUUCAGUAUAUUUCAGCUUUUGCAGGAUUAAUUUUUAUCCAGUUGCUGCAGACAUCUUAUGUGCAUUUAUGAUCACCUUAAACUCAUCCAUCCUCUUGGGCUGCAAGAACCUUUUUGUGAUGGACUUGAACCUACUCUAAACGUGCAAUAGAAAGGAAGUACCUGUGUGGCUAGUUCUAAUUAAAUGUAGCCUCUGUAACCAGUUGGUGAAUGAAUUAAUUUCAUGAAAAAUGUAAAUCAAAUCAUUUCCUGUGGAAAUAAUUUUUAAGUAAAAUGCUAUCUUACCUGCCUUCUCCAUCACAUCAUUCAGCUGCAGCUAUUCUAGUCCAGGAGUUUACAUGAGGACUGUGAGGUGUGGUUUUAGUUUUGUUUUUUUUUUUUUUUUUGAAUAGAUGUCUGGUCAGAGAUCAGAAGCACAAAUGACACUGUAUUCAAAGGAAGGUUAUAAUAAAAAGCAAAAUUCCUUUUGCUAAACCGUGAAGGCUUUGUUUCAGUGCCAUUUUUUGUUCAGAAUGGACGUUACAACCAGAGAAUGCUAUGUUACUGAACCAGCCAUGACCAAGUUGAAGAACUGAGUCCAAGCUGAGUAACCGCAGGUGUUACAAGAUUAAUGAUUGACUGAACGUUAUGCUGGACUAGUCUAGCAAAUUACUGCUUUGCUUCAUGCAUGAAGAUGGGGGGGGAUAGAGACCUCCUCACCUGAAGGGCAGGCCAGAGCUGGAAACUUUGAACACCCUGAGCUCUUGAAUUCCAUGGUCAUGUGGUUAGUACAGAAAUACAGGUUGGGGCUCCAGCACUCUAGAAGUUAAGAAAUUGAAUAACCACUGUCUGCAUUCAAGAUUGGCUUGGGAGCAUUAAGCAAGGUUUGAGAGGUGAGUUUGCAUCUUAGUGGCAAGGAAGCUAAACUGUUCUUCAAUACUAAGUCUGCACUUCAUAAGAUUAUUCAUUUAUAUUAAAAAAACCUUAGGUUUGUACGUAAGUACUUAGGGAGGCUAAAAAAAAAUAAAGGGAAGAGAAAACUAGGAAUAAUAAAAAUCUAAUGAAGGCCAUUACAGCUUUACUGCCAGAGUACAAGCAGCCAUUAAACUUGCCACGUAGGUGUUACAGUCUUACAGUACAAGUAUUAAACUUCAGAGUUAGAUGAAGGACAAGAUAGAACAUUACUAAAGCAUAAAAUAAUACAAGUGCUUGUGGAGGGGGAAGUAGUAGUCCUCUCAAUGAAAGACAGUUGACAGAAAAAAAUGUAAAGGAUAGAAGCAUAAAAAUGGUAUUUCACACCCGACAGACAUUAAUUCACAAUUAGUUAAAUACAAAGCUCUACUUGUGUAUUUAACAAAAAUACUUCAAAGUUGACAUUUCAUAUAACUGGAGAUAAUACAGACAUCUACAAGCUGGGGAAGAGUCAAGGUAAGCAGCUGGAACAACAGGUUUGUAAUUUAAGUGAAAAUGUUCAAUUUGAAUGGUGGCUAAUUACAUAUACAUGGAUGAAUAUUUGUAUUUGAAAGUCAGGUCCUCCAAGUUCAGAAUCUUCCCUUCCCCAACACCAAGCUUUGUGAUGCUGAACGUCUCUUCCCUUCCCCACCCUAGCUGGGAUUAACUUAAAGCUGGAAGGAACCAUCUUCUGGGAGCAACAGGAGGGCAGCGAGCGCGCUGUUAGUCACAGGCAGAACACGUAACUUGCUUCAGUGCUUUCACCAGGCAUUGACUGAUUCCCAAAAGCAAUGGUAGGAUGGCAGAGCAGGGGCAGAGCCACACAACUGCCACUUGCUGAGCAAGACAGCUUGUACAAGCUGCAGAGAAGCUUGGUGCUACAGAUUCCUAGGUCAGAAAGAGACCUGAGCUAGCCAAGGGCUGUUGGCAACACAGCUAUUGCUCUAGCUUAGAUUUAUUUGCAGCUGUAGAAGUUAAACUAACGCUUUGCUCUAUCCUUUCACAGAGUUUGAAGGAUGAACAAUUUUUUUUUUUUUU
Molecule: messenger RNA, 8234 nt
Organism: Cygnus atratus (black swan)
Lineage: Eukaryota; Metazoa; Chordata; Aves; Anseriformes; Anatidae
Gene: MIA3
Product: MIA SH3 domain ER export factor 3
Exons: 30
Coding region: 69-6167 (2032 amino acids)
Biological process (GO): vesicle cargo loading; protein secretion; endoplasmic reticulum to Golgi vesicle-mediated transport
Cellular component (GO): endoplasmic reticulum exit site; endoplasmic reticulum membrane
Molecular function (GO): protein binding
Source: RefSeq, a predicted model, not a curated record